Molecule: messenger RNA, 2827 nt
Organism: Bactrocera neohumeralis
Lineage: Eukaryota; Metazoa; Arthropoda; Insecta; Diptera; Tephritidae
Gene: Fcp1
Exons: 8
Coding region: 149-2590 (813 amino acids)
Cellular component (GO): nucleus
Molecular function (GO): RNA polymerase II CTD heptapeptide repeat phosphatase activity
Source: RefSeq, a predicted model, not a curated record
AAAUAUUAUAAUUGGAGAAGGAAGUGUAGCAGACGCGAAAAAGGAAAGAAUUGAAGAAAACAGCAAGGAACACAGAAAAAAGUGCGAAAAAGUAAUUUCACGGUGUGUUGUAAAAAUUUAAGUGAAAUUAUUUGCAUUACGGAAAGAAAUGAGUGCAAUGGCGGAUGGUAAUAAUGAAUCGAGUGGCGAAAGUGUUAGCGGCAGUGCCGGUAGCAUUACAAUUACAGCACCAGCGGAGCACCCUAUUCGAAUCAAUAAAUGGCGCGUUCGCGAAGGCUUCCCCAUAACAUCGUCCCAAGUUAUCUUAUUAUACGAAAUCAUUAGUGGCGGUAAUGAUGCAGAAGGCUCAACCGCUAAAAUGAUAGCAUCUUCAGUUGUAGAUUCAAUCGAUAAAACAUUACACAAAUUGAAAGCGAAUCGUGUAGGCGUGGUAAAGAAACGUUUGUUUAAGGAAGGACAAUUGGUACCGCAGGGAGCUACGAUUUUGGAGUUGGCCGAAUGCGCCCAUACGACAGUGAUAAAAGACAUGUGUGCUGAUUGCGGUGCGGAUUUGCGCCAAAACGAAAAUGGAAACAUAUCGGAAGCAUCUGUACCAAUGGUGCAUUCGGUUCCUGAUCUUAAAGUUACACAAAAAUUAGCACAAAAAUUGGGACACGAUGAUACUCGUCGUUUAUUACAAGACCGGAAACUUGUGCUCCUAGUCGAUUUAGAUCAAACUGUUAUACACACAACCAACGAUAACGUACCGAUCAAUAUUAAAUGUAUUUAUCAUUUUCAACUCUACGGACCACACUCUCCCUGGUAUCAUACUCGCCUUCGUCCUGGUACGCAGCUUUUUCUUGAUCGCAUGUCAAAGUUCUACGAGCUACAUAUCUGCACUUUUGGCGCCCGAAAUUAUGCACAUAUGAUUGCCCAAUUACUUGAUCCAGAAGGAAAGUAUUUUUCACAUCGUAUACUUUCGCGAGACGAAUGUUUCAAUGCAACAAGUAAAACUGAUAAUUUAAAGGCACUUUUUCCGAAUGGUGAUUCUAUGGUUUGUAUAAUUGACGAUCGGGAAGAUGUAUGGAAUAUGGCAUCCAAUUUGAUUCAAGUGAAACCAUAUCACUUUUUUCAACAUACAGGGGAUAUAAAUGCGCCGCCUGGCUUAUCUAAGCAUGAAUUGGACGGGGAGGGCCUUGAUUUCAAAGAUCUAACACAACAAACGCUAAAAACGGAUGAAACAAGCAAGGUUGAUACAAUAGAGGCAGAUAUUAAAGAAAAGUUACCCGAUUCAGAAUCUUCCGACGGCAUCUCAGAGCGAUCGGAAACAGAUACAGAGAGUAAAAAGGAUGAAACCAUUGUAGAUGUUGUUAAACAUGAUGCUCAAAUCAUAACUGAAGCCGCUAAAUUAGCACACGUUAAACCGCCGGUAUUCACUGAAGUCACUGAAAAAACAAAUUCUAGUGCUGUCACAAAUGAAAGUGAUGAUAUCGCACCAGUAGCCCCCGAAACAAGCGAAAACAAAUUAGACAAUAAAGAAGGAUUGCCGAUGGAAACUGAAACAGAGGCCACACCUAAGAUAAAAUUACCUGCGGAUCCGCAUCAACAAAUUGAAAUCGAUGAUCCUGACGAUUAUCUAAUGUAUUUGGAAGAAAUUUUGAAAAAUAUUCAUACAAGAUUUUAUGCCAUUUAUGAUGAGACACAGGAAAUACCAGAUUUAAAGAUUAUUGUACCCAAAAUUAGAUCGGAAGUACUUCGUGGAAAGACUUUAGUGUUUUCAGGCUUAGUACCCACUAAUAUGCAAUUAGAGCAGUCACGUGCUUACUUUAUUGCGAAAAGUUUGGGUGCCAAUGUUUCACAAAGUAUUGGGCUAGAAACCACACAUCUUGUCGCUGUCAAUGCUGGUACAUUUAAAGUGAAUGCUGCGAAAAAGAAUCCAAACAUUAAGGUGGUUAAUGCAAAUUGGUUAUGGACAUGUGCUGAACGUUGGGAGCUUGUUGAUGAGAGGUUGUUUCCCUUGGAUCGUAAAACAAAAAAUAGACAACGAAAACCGCCAGCACAUUGCCAUAGCCCAGAACAUGUUGUUAACUAUAGCGAUAAGUCGGAAAUAUCACCAUCGAGUAGCGCACAACAACAGCAGGCUAAAGCUCCCGAAAAAUUCAUAGACACAAUCAAUCCACUUUUGUCAUUUUCAAAUGCUGAUUUGGCGGCCAUGAAUAAAGAGUUCGAUCAGUUUUUUGAAUCGGAUUCAUCCAGUGAGGACGAGCAUAUUAACAUAGAGAAUCCACCAGUUGACAAAACUUUGCGUAAACGAAGACGUGAAGAAAAGGAGCAGGAUCGGACAAGAGAAUUCUUUACACGUGCAUCGGACAUAAUCAUAGGUUCUGCAACCAACGAAGACGCUGAUAAAAGCUCAGACGGCGAGGACAAUGAUGAUGAUGAUGAGUCCCCCAGCACAAAAUUUCGACGGGGUGAGAAAUUGCCAUCCGAUUUGGAAAUGGGUUCCGAUUCAGAUGAUGGGAGCCAUGGUAACGAAGAUAGUGGAGAUGACGGAGAAUGGAAUAUGAUGGGUGCCGCGCUGGAGCGUGAAUUUCUUGGACUUGAUGAUUAGCUUGUAUUGUUUAAAAUAAGACUAAUUUAUUUAAACUUUUUCACUUUUUGAACCCUUAGCCAGUUUUUAAUUUGAUCCUACUUUUCACAUGUAGUCAGUACGCUUCUAAAGCUUUUAAAUUGUAAAGAGUUAUGCACAUUUGUAUAAGUAUACAUUUGCAGGCAUGAACUGUUGUAAAUUAAACUGAAUGCAGUUUUAAAUGAAUAAACAUUAAGGCGAAAUCGCAAAACAAUUUUA